This is a messenger RNA of Anguilla anguilla (European eel), 4669 nucleotides long. RefSeq names its product ariadne ubiquitin-conjugating enzyme E2 binding protein homolog 1 (Drosophila) (gene arih1). Lineage: Eukaryota; Metazoa; Chordata; Actinopteri; Anguilliformes; Anguillidae. Bases 196 to 1779 code for a protein of 527 amino acids. Gene Ontology annotation, biological process: ubiquitin-dependent protein catabolic process; protein polyubiquitination; positive regulation of proteasomal ubiquitin-dependent protein catabolic process. The transcript has 14 exons. Gene Ontology annotation, cellular component: nucleus; ubiquitin ligase complex; cytoplasm. The record is from RefSeq and is a predicted model, not a curated record. Gene Ontology annotation, molecular function: ubiquitin conjugating enzyme binding; zinc ion binding; ubiquitin protein ligase activity.
ACGCAUGACGUCAGCCGUCGUCAAUUCAUGACGCCGCGUCCCUUUGUUGGCUCUGAAGCGACGGCGCUUGUGUUGUUAUUUUUUCUGCGGCUGAAAAUCAGAAGUCUCAUAUUAUUUUUUGUGUUGUUCUACACCAGCUAGCUUCACAUUUCUUGCUUGUACGUUUUCCUGUCACAUUCUUUAUCUAACACAGUAAUGGACUCGGACGAGGGUUAUAAUUAUGAAUUCGACGACGAGGAAGAGGAAUGCAGCGAAGACAGCGCUGAAGGGGAACCCGAAGACGACACCCUGGAGCUCGGGGAGGUGGAGCUGGUUGAUCCUGUAGUGGCCGGUGGUGAGCGAGACGAGUGUGGGGAGACCGGAGGAAGUGGGUUAGGGCCUGGUCAGGAUGAAGAAGACUAUCGCUUCGAAGUAUUGACUGCCGAACAGAUCCUCCAACACAUGGUGGAGUGUAUCAGGGAGGUCAACGAGGUCAUCCAGAACCCAGCAACUAUAACAAGAAUACUUCUCAGCCACUUCAACUGGGACAAAGAGAAGCUGAUGGAAAGGUACUUUGACGGUAACCUGGACAAGUUGUUUUCCGAGUGUCACGUCAUAAACCCCAGUAAGAAAUCUCGGACACGCCUGAUGAACACCAGGUCCUCAGCACAGGACCUGCCCUGUCAGAUCUGCUAUCUGAACUACCCCAAUUCAUACUUCACUGGUCUGGAGUGUGGUCACAAGUUCUGCAUGCAGUGUUGGGGCGAUUACUUAACAACCAAAAUCAUCGAGGAAGGAAUGGGACAGACAAUUUCCUGUCCAGCUCACAGCUGUGAUAUUUUGGUGGAUGACAACACAGUCAUGCGACUGAUAACAGAUUCAAAAGUGAAGUUGAAGUACCAACAUUUAAUUACCAAUAGUUUUGUAGAGUGCAAUCGACUGUUAAAAUGGUGUCCUGCUCCAGACUGCCACCACGUCGUCAAAGUCCAAUACCCCGACGCCAAGCCUGUAAGGUGUAAGUGCGGACGCCAGUUCUGCUUCAACUGUGGAGAGAAUUGGCACGAUCCUGUCAAGUGCAAGUGGUUGAGGAAGUGGAUUAAGAAGUGCGACGACGACAGCGAAACGUCCAACUGGAUCGCGGCGAACACGAAGGAAUGUCCUAAAUGUCACGUGACCAUCGAGAAGGACGGAGGCUGCAAUCACAUGGUGUGCCGUAACCAGAACUGUAAAGCGGAGUUCUGCUGGGUGUGCUUGGGCCCCUGGGAGCCCCACGGGUCUGCCUGGUACAACUGCAAUCGCUACAAUGAAGACGACGCCAAGGCGGCGCGGGACGCGCAGGAGCGGUCCCGGGCAGCCCUGCAGAGGUACCUCUUCUACUGCAACCGCUACAUGAACCACAUGCAGAGCCUGCGCUUCGAGCACAAGCUCUACGCCCAGGUCAAGCAGAAGAUGGAGGAGAUGCAGCAGCACAACAUGUCCUGGAUCGAGGUGCAGUUCCUCAAGAAGGCCGUGGACGUGCUCUGCCAGUGCCGCUCCACCCUCAUGUUCACCUACGUCUUCGCUUUCUACCUCAAGAAGAAUAAUCAGUCCAUUAUCUUUGAGAACAAUCAGGCAGACCUGGAAAACGCCACUGAGGUGUUGUCUGGAUAUCUGGAGCGGGAUAUUUCCCAGGAUUCCCUGCAGGACAUCAAACAGAAAGUUCAAGACAAGUACAGAUACUGUGAGAGCCGGCGGAGAGUGCUGCUGCAGCACGUUCAUGAAGGCUACGAGAAGGACCUGUGGGAAUACAUAGAGGAUUGAGGACUAAUCCCCCGUGCACCACGAACUCUGAGGAAAAGGCUCUGUCAAACUGGAGCGUUGAUGCAAUUAACCUGGGGCAGCUCUGACUGCUGCUGCCCCUGCUGUUCAACACCAGAAAUUGCAUUUUUCCCCCCCCUCCAGUUUUGUUUAAUGGAAACUAAAUUAUACAGGAAUAAGGUAGAAUAUUGAAAAUAUUAAUUGUACAACAGUAUUGUUAGCAGCAGAGUGGAGUGUGAAAGACACUGAAAAAAAACAUAACCCCCUACAGGCUUGUAUUGUAUCUUCCUUUGAAUAUUUUUUUUUUUUUGCGGAUGUUUUAUUCUGUUUCCAUUCUGGCUUUUAUUUCCUUUAGUGUGGGGAAAUGGACUUUGCUAUGAACGCAGCUUUAAAUGUCCCCGCCCGUGACUGCUGUACGUGGUGAGGUCCCCGUUUGGGUUGUUGAAUGUUGAUUGGCUGAUUGUAAGGGGCAAAACCUUUUUGGUAUAUAAAAAAAACCUGAGCAAAAAAAAACAAAAAAACGAAAGGAAAUCGGUAUUUUUCAAUUUGUAAAUAAUGCAUAUGCAUGGAAGUUAAAGAGCAAGCGUGGCACGUGUUUGCAUAAUUUUUAAAUUUAAAAAAAAUAUUUAUUCUUUACAGAUAUUCAAAAAAAUAUGUAUAUUUGCUGUGUAGUUGAAGUAUUUCUCCCAGCUUUUUAUGUAGAGGGUGUGAGGAUGGAUGUUUGGCCCAGGACAAUUGAAUGAUCCCUCCCCCCUUCUCCGUAUUGUCCUCACUGCAGUACUUUAAGAUGCUCAGAGCUCCAGACAUGCCAAACCACAUCUGGCAAGCGAUGGCAUUUCUUUUGUUGGUAAUUACAAACCCUAAUUUAAUACGCGAGUCAGUUGAGUUUGCAGACAUGGAUCCAGAGUUCAGUCACAUGGUCGUAGGGCUCUUUUUUAAAGUCUCAUUAAAAUGUGCUGCAACCGUGGAGGAAACGCAGGAUGAGUCGGCGUAAAAAAGGAACUGGAUCGUUGGAAUGAACCCUCCUCCUGCCUCCUCCAGUCCAGUGUCCCUCUCCCACUUCUUGUCUCUUAUUUCAAACCCCCUAGUUCAUUUUAAAAUGUUAUUUGAUUUCAAAAUGACAUAAAGUUGUUUAAUUAGAGCAAAACUGAGUGACAUUCACUCACACCUUUUUUCUAAGUCCCCCGUCCCCUGCUAGACCUGGAUGCGGUGGUCAUUGUGUGGUCUUGAAUGCACCUUGUAGCAAUUUGUGUGCACGUGUGUGUGUGUGUGUGAGAGAGGGAGAGAGAGAGACAGAGUUUGAGGUGUAAGAACGUGGCAUGUACUGAAAGCACUAAACAGGCGAAGGUUCAAGUCAUUAAGAGUGAAGUUGCGGGCUUUCCGGACGGUAGUGAUGGCAAGGCCACAUUUUUAUACCAUGCCCCACCAUAUUUUAUUUCCAGAGAGGUUUAGCGUGGCUUAAAGCAAGCCGCACUGCUGGGCUCAGUUGGAUGCCAGAGGGUUUUUGAGUCAGACAAUUACAAACUUUCUUAAAAUUGUAUUUUAUUUGUUUUGGUAGCGCACCUUGUAUUGAGACAUUGUUCGACAUGCUCUGACGCUUUUGCAUUUAAAUGCAUACAAAAAGCUGUUUGCACAAGAAUGUUCAGAGCAACUACGACAUGCCGUUUCUUUAAAAGAGUACUUAUUCACCAGUUUUGUUUUUUGUACGGGACUGGGAAAGGGCUCAGUGAAGCCCUCUGUCCCAAAAUGGUGCCCUGCGUGGAAGUGGCCUCAGUGGGCCUGUCUCCUGAAAGUUGGCAAACAAUACUGAAGGCAGUGCUGCUCGAGGGGGGUGGGGGUAGAUGCUGGAAAUGGCUGCUGCUGCUGGCAACAAGGUAAAAAAUAAAAAUAAAAAGAGACUCACCAAAGUGUGAACCAUCUUCUAGAGACUCUACUUUUUUCUGUUUCUGAUGUUCUGGUAGGAUGUGAGAGUUCAGAUCCAUUUGCUUUUUAAUGUGUUAACCAGUCUUACAAACAAAGCAGACGUUUGUUUAAAAAGAAUAUUAAAAAAGGCCUCGACUGUACUAUUUAAAAUAAAUGUCAUGAAAAGAGAAAUCUUGUUACUGGGAGUAUUGUGUGACUCAUUAGGAGUAUAUUAAGUCUAAAAUAAGUGCAUACCAUUUUUUCCAUUAUUAAAUGAAACCUGCAUAUAUUAAUAUUCUUAAAACAAAUGUCAAACAUUGUGUACCUCUAUUUAAAAUGUAUUUGCAAGCGAAAUACUAUUUGAAAACAGUAGGGGAACACUGUUAUUGUUUUCAUGUUCUCAAAUGUUUUGGAGUAAAUGAAUUGGUUCAGUGAAAUUGCCAUCCACUACUUGUUGACCAAACUACAAAAGUAUGGGGGGAGGUGGGGAAAAAAGGAUAAACCUUCUUACCUGUAUUGAUCAUACCCACAAAGUUUGGACUUAUGGAUGCAGUUAACUGCACAGCAUUCAUUGGUGACUUUGGUGUUAUGCUUUGGAUGCAGGUAAUGUGGAGUAUUCCCAGUGAAUUAUCCUUUCUUUAUGAUGGGUGGUCAGUGGAUUUCUCCAGAUGUGUGGUUAUCCUCACACUCUGCACACCGCGAUGUUAGCUGGAGCCACUGCUGUACUGCAUUUAGGGGUCCCUUCUGUCUUCAGAUUUUUUGCUAAUUACGUAAGAACAUUUCAAUUUAACAUUCACGCUAACAAAUGCAGCUACGUACAUUUGUUUGAAAUGACAUCCAAACAAUUUGAAUACUUUUUCUACAUGUUUUUUUUUCCUUUGAGCUAUUACAAUUUGUUUUAUUAUUUACAUAGUGUAAAAAAAACUGUGGAAGAAUUGAGUUGUCUGUUUUAGAGAAAACUAAUAUUAAAGUGCAAAAUGUUGCAAAUGUC